This is a messenger RNA of Cloeon dipterum, 1079 nucleotides long. Its product is annotated as thymidine kinase 2, mitochondrial-like. Gene Ontology annotation, biological process: nucleobase-containing compound metabolic process. The coding region runs from base 100 to 921 and encodes 273 amino acids. The record is from RefSeq and is a predicted model, not a curated record. The transcript has 5 exons. Gene Ontology annotation, molecular function: ATP binding; deoxynucleoside kinase activity. NCBI's taxonomy places the organism in Eukaryota, Metazoa, Arthropoda, Insecta, Ephemeroptera, Baetidae. Gene Ontology annotation, cellular component: cytoplasm.
CUCUGCUCUCUACAAAUUCUCACUAUUUACAGAAUUUAUAGAUUUUGGGGGGAAAAUACUCAUAUAUUCGAUGUCGACAUUCCUUAGGCAAUAGCUUAAAUGCUAGGCACGCUUCUGUUGUUAAGCAUUGCAAGAAGAGGCCACACGACCGUCUCAUCUAGACUCAAGAAUGAAAUACGCAGACAAAAGCAUUCACUGAUUUCUGACUGGAAACCUUAUUUGAUUUACAACCCAAAGAAAAUGUACAAAAGCAGUAAAAGUGAAGUGUCCAGGCCGUACAGGGUGUCUGUCGAGGGAAACAUUGGCAGUGGAAAAUCCACUUUUCUCUCGUACUUUGAGCGUUUUUCGGAGGUCGAGACAUAUUUGGAGCCACUUGAUCGUUGGAGGGACGUGCAAGGCUAUAAUGUUUUGGAUCUCCUCUACAGUGACUUGACCAAGUGGAAUCUCACCUUCCAGCACAUGGUGCAGCUGAGCAGAGUGAACAUUCAGACGUCCACGUCGUCAAAGACGGUCCAAAUGUUUGAAAGAAGUGUCCAGAAUAACAGAUACUGUUUUGGGGAAAUGGCUUACAAAGGAGGCCUGCUGUCUGACGUGGAGUACACAAUUUUUGACAAGUGGUACUCGUGGGUCAGCAACAACACUGACAUUGGUUUAGAUCUCAUAGUAUAUUUGCGGAGCAACCCAGAAAAAGUUUAUCAGCGGCUGCUGCAGCGCUCUAGGAAGGAAGAGCUGAGCGUGUCCUUGGAAUAUCUGCAGCAGGUGCAUGAUGCCCACGAAAAAUGGCUCCUGCACGGCAUCCCAGCCAAGGCUCCGGCGCCAGUGCUUGUCCUGGACGCGAAUUCCAACCUGGACGCCAUGUACCGCCAGUAUGAGCUUAACCAGGAAGUGAUUCUUGGCAUGAGGAAGAAACUCGCCAAUUAAAUAUGACCAAAAAACUGACAAGAACGUUUCAGUCUAUUUCUGGACUGAUAAUGUGUGCUAUAUUGUUUUUUUUUGUUCUGUUAGAGAACUUUUUGUCGCAUUUUACAGGCAUUUCAGUGUAAUAAGAGACCAAUAUUUGUGAAACAAUUAAUUAUUAU